AUGGGCUCUCAAGAUGUCUCUCGAAGCGCGGACACGAAAAGUCUAAUCACAUGUUUCUGUGUCGCAGUUGUCUUUGUCGCCAUGCGCACGGGGGCGCGUUGGUUCAAGCUGCGUAGGAUGCCCUUGCAGAUGGAAGACAUCCUCAUCUACGGCGCGCUGGUGUCUUUUGCAAUUACGACGGCGCUGUAUCUCGCGACGGUUCCUACAUUUUUCAACGUUGAGGCUAUCGAACAGGGUCGUAUGGAACCAUAUGCCGGUCUUCAAAAUGAUCUCGUCUUGAUGCUGCAUGAGUUUUUUGUUGUCCAGUUUUUCUUCUGGUUGACGCUGUGGAUGGUCAAGUGGAGUCUAAUGUGCAUGUUCAAGAAACUCACAGACGGGCUGCCCCUCUACAACAGAAUCUGGUGGGGAGUCCUUGUGUUCUCGAUUCUUACAUUCAUUGGAUGCUGUAUCAGUAACUUUACGAGCUGCUCUUCUAUGCAUGCCUGGUUUACGGCGGGAGAGUGUUCAACACCUCGAGAUGCGCGAGCUAAAGAGAUUAGUUUGUGGUUUAGCCUUGCUGUAGACUUGGCCACUGAUCUUCUGAUUAUGGCGGUUCCCAUGCGCGUCCUUUGGGGUUUGCAAAUGUCGCUGGUGGAAAAGCUUAGCAUCGGCGUUGUCUUUGCCGUUGGGCUGAUAACCAUGGUUACAGCUAUCAUACGAAGCGUUACUUUGGAGUCAAGCUCAACUUCUGGUCAAGUCAGUACAACGUGGCUCAUCAUGUGGGCUGCCAUAGAGGGAGCUAUUGCAAUGAUUGUAGGAUGUCUCCCAUCUUUUGCAGUCUUCAUUCAUGGUCGCGUGGCAGCGUCCCGGGCCCAAUACCCAAGCGGCUCUAAUAAAAAUCCCGCUGGCCCAAGGACGAAAUCUCACGGAACUACAGGUAGCAAUCGCGUGUGGCAAUAUCACGACGCAUCAAGCGAUAAAAGCCUGGUGGGAGGCGGCAUCGUCGUUACGCAGUCAUGGCGGCAGAGCUGGCAUAACACAGCGGGACCGAAACCCGAUAGGGUAGAGGGAUUAGAAACGGAUCACGAAUUAGAAAUAGUAGGCGGAAGUAAGGAAAGUGGGAAAUAA
Trichoderma breve is the source of this 1107-nucleotide messenger RNA. RefSeq lists its product as uncharacterized. The record is from RefSeq and is a predicted model, not a curated record. Bases 1 to 1107 code for a protein of 368 amino acids. The transcript has 5 exons. NCBI's taxonomy places the organism in Eukaryota, Fungi, Ascomycota, Sordariomycetes, Hypocreales, Hypocreaceae.